Molecule: messenger RNA, 3096 nt
Organism: Spea bombifrons (plains spadefoot toad)
Lineage: Eukaryota; Metazoa; Chordata; Amphibia; Anura; Pelobatidae
Product: meckelin-like
Exons: 28
Coding region: 301-3048 (915 amino acids)
Biological process (GO): cilium assembly
Cellular component (GO): MKS complex; ciliary transition zone
Source: RefSeq, a predicted model, not a curated record
CGCAGGAUGCUGCAUUGUUAUCGCUUGUUUGUUUAAUACAGUAACGUGUAACAAUUACAAGAACUAAUGCAAAUGCAGUGUGUUUAUCACCACCCUGGGAGUGAAAUAGUUACAUUUCUGUGCCCUGGCUGGUUUUGUGAAUUGAAUGGGUUCUCAAUGGGGGCCACCAGGGGGCCGAGUGCCCCAAGGAAACCUGCUUUUGUUUUUCCAGGUGACUUGGAAUCAUGUGACCAGGUAUUUGGCAGUUGCUCUACCAGCAGCCAAUAAUCUUGCUGCUUGCUGCAAUGUGACCCAUGCAUCAUGGUUACCGUAACCACACGCUACAGACGCAGGAUAGUUAGCACUAUGCUGCCUUUCGGACUCUGCGUUUUACUUUCUUUCCCCGCCUUGUGUUUGUCGCAGGCUACGUCCAUCCGGUUUGUUCAGCCUGGGAAUUGUGCGGAAGACCAGUUCUAUAACGUCGCCACGUUUAGCUGUAACGCCUGUACGCCCGGUGCACGGAAAAGCUCGGAUGGUCUGACGUGUAACUGUACCAGCGGGCAUGCAGUGAGCGACCUCGGAUCCCCGCUAGUGACCUGCACCAGGUGCAUUAACGCGGUGGUGUCCUUUGACCAGAGGGCCUGUCUCACCUGUUCCGGUGGGAACUGCUCCUGUGGGGCCAACCAAGUGAGAGAUGAAAACUUUUCAGACAAGACGUACACGUGUGUAACAUGUAACGGCAGCACGGUGCCGAAUGCUAUCGGAGAUGAAUGUGUUCUAUGUCAGCAAACCUUCGUAGACAGCAGCUGUAACUGCCCCAAAACCAACCAGAGCGGGGGUCUGUGUUUCCCAACUACAAACCAGGACAUCUCUUCCACGUCGAUCUGGGAGUCGCUGUACCUGUAUUCCAGCUUCCAAGCUUGCAAGUCUUACAGCAACUUGACUGCUUGCCAGCUCCUCACUAACAUGGUCACACUAUACAACACCUUUACCUGGGACAGCACUGCAUUCAGCCUUUACAACAGCUUCACAAACAUGUUCUUGCCUCAGCUCUUCUACAGUACGAGCGCGUCUCUGGGGACCACGGCACCUAGCGGCCUGACCUUCUCCAAAAACUCGCAGAUCCAGUUUAAGGUUGUGAAGUUUGACGCUCGUGGGAAAUUCUUAGGCUGGGAAAAUGUAAAGGGAGGAACCUUACAGAUGUGCCCGAAUACGCAGAGCGCUUUGGACGCGGCUUUUCUAUUUGGGACAGUGUACAAUUUAUCAUGCACAGCGCAGGUAUCUGAACUCCUGCUAAAAGUACCGGAACCCGUGUUCUAUGAGCUCUUCCUAUCUUAUACCGAUCCCAGCGGAGCCAGCAUGCUGUGGCCUGUCCCCGUGUGGAACGCAGACCUUCAAGCCAGCCAGAACUCAUUGAGCUCCAGAGCUCUGAAACGCUUUUACCUGGUGGACGCUCUUUCGGGCAGACAGGGAAGUCUCUCCAACCAGCCAACUUAUAUCACGGUUGCAACGAGAAUUGAUCUCAGAGUAUAUCUGCCAACCAGCUCGCCGGGAAGCCAGCCCCCUUUCCAGCUGACGGUAAAAUAUGGGAGGACAUCCGAUCUGAGUGGGUCAAUGCAGGUCUCAUUUAAUGUGGCGUACACUCAAAGUCAAGGGACCUAUAAGAGAGAUACAGAUAUUGCUCUGGGUGUCUUCGGGUCACUAGCCACUCUCUAUGCCCUUCUAGAGACCAGCAGCUGGUUACGGAGAUCAGGACAACAGAAUAUUGGCCUGAUGGUGAUUAUUAAGUUUUUUGGCUUUGCAUCUGGAUCUCUGGCCAACGCUUUCUUCCUUAUUGCUUUUGGGACAGCAAUAUAUUGGCUAAUUGCAUUUAAGGGACAGAACUCUGCAGUCACCGUUACAUUACCUCCUGCUGGUGGACAAGUCGAGAUGGAUUUUAUCAUCUAUCUCUCGGUUGCUUUUGCGCUGAAGACGCUGGAAUUGAUUCACCUUCUGAUCACUCAACUAACUGUCACCAUAUUUCUGAUUGACUGGGAAAAGUCUAAGGACAAAUAUCCUCAAGGAAAGCCAAGCGUCAGUUUCUGGAGGACCAUUCUGGUGGCCAACGAGUGGAAUGAGAUCCAGGCUCAUCGGAAACUGAGUCCUCUCUUCCAGCUGUUUUGUGUGUUGCUGCUUCUAGAGGUUGUGGGCAUUAAGAACAUCACUGCCAAAGAUUUAAAUCUGGACCUGAGCCCCGCGUCCGGUACCUGCCUCGCUCCAUGGAGCAUUAUCCUCAGAUUUGGCAUGGCUGGCUCCAUAUGGCUGGCGGUGGGCAUUGUACAGAUUCUGUUCUUCAUUUGCAUCUAUGAAAGAUUUUUCGAAGACCCAAUUCGCCAGUUCACGGAUUUGUGCUCUCUCACCAAUGUCUCUGUCUUCAUACUGACGCAUAAGUGCUACGGUUAUUAUAUCCAUGGUCGUUCCGUCCACGGCCAGGCUGACGUGAGCAUGGAGACGAUGUUGUCCAAUCUGCAGAAGGAGGAGGAAAACUUGUGUCCAUUGAGAGGCCUAGAACCAAACUCUGAGCUCCAGACGUUUGAGGUUCUGCUGAGCGAGCGUGUACGCGAGCAAUAUGAGAAGAUAACCGAACCACUUUUAGAGGUUUCCAGACAACAAAAGGCAUCAAAGGAACAGAAUACACACUUACAGCAACGGAUUAAAACCUACUAUACCAUUAACCGCUUCCUCUCCUCCUUCUUGGAUCAUGUAUAUAAAGAAAUGGACUAUAUUGUGAAGAAUAAACUCUUUCUAGAAAACAUCAUAGACAUGGAGUUUCAACAGCCAAUCGACAAGUCUUUUUUCUAUAACGACAACCGAUCGCGGUUUAGCCAGACGCUGUUCUAUGGCAAUGAACUGACGUUACUCCUGUUUGACACGCUGCUCUUCUGCAUUGUUGAUUUGGGGACACAGAAUUUUGUACUGGCAACAAUAAUCACCUUCGUUGUGCAAAUGAUUGUGAAACUCUUGCGCCUUUAUAUUGGGAAGAAGAACCUGUCGUCGCAGACAAUGGUGGAGGAGAACUUUCUCAUCUAAAGCAACAGUACGUUGGAAACCGUUACCCAAGUAUUGGUCGGAAACCGA